This is a messenger RNA of Diatraea saccharalis (sugarcane borer), 1553 nucleotides long. Lineage: Eukaryota; Metazoa; Arthropoda; Insecta; Lepidoptera; Crambidae. The record is from the annotation of a GenBank genome assembly.
GCUGGCUACACUAGUUUUGGCGCGAAAUUCCUGUGACUUUGACAGUUAUGUUUGACUUUUGACAAUUUGCAGCAGAUGUUUUCGUCUUGUUUCCGUUUUAUGAUGUUUUUCAGUGUUUUCUUUACUUAGUUUUACAAUGUUUAGAUGAUAAUUUAUAUAUUUAGGCUAAAAUGUUCAUAGAAGAUCUCAGGAAUGAUUUUUAUAAUGUUUUAUUAGGAAACCGAGUGUUACUUCUUGUUCAUUACGACGUAGACGCAAUAUGCACUUGUAAAAUACUCCAAGGAUUGUUUAAAUGUGAUAACAUAUCGUAUACUCUCGUGCCUGUUGGUGGUGUAGCAGAGUUGAAAACUGCAUAUGAAGAGAACAACGAAGAAAUUAAAUACGUUGUACUUGUGAAUUGUGGCGGGACCAUAGAUCUUGUGGAUAUACUUCAGCCUGAAGAGGAUGUAGUGUUUUUUGUAUUAGACUCUCAUAAGCCAACAGAUAUUUGUAAUGUAUAUAGUGAUGGUCAGGUUAGAUUAGUAUACAAAGACAUUGAAGAAAACAUUCCCAAUUUUGAUGAUAUUUUUAGAGAAGAUGAAGAUGAGGAGGAGGAGAAACAUGAAAGUGGAAUGGAAGCACUGGAGGCAGCAGUAGAGCGCAGACGUGAACAUCGAGCGUGGGAGGAACGGCGGCAUACACUCAUGUUCAAUUACACACAGUUUUCUUACUAUGGGAAACCGAGUGCGUGCGUGGCGCUAGAGCUGUCGUGGUUGGUGUCGCGAUGUGGAUGGGUGGCGUUGUGGGCGGGCAGCGUGGCAGCCGCUAGUCACGUGGCGUUGUGUGCACGUACUCCUGCUCAGUGCCUGCUGGAUACCGACGCGUUGCAUCGACGCGUCGCUAGCACUCAACACGCCAACAACGACACCUCUUGUCGCGUGGUCCUGGAAAAAGACGCGUGGUUACCGCUAUACCGGUGGUGGUCGCUGGAGGCGGCGCUGCGCCACGCGCCUGUGAUCGCUCCGCAUAUGCGGCUACACACUCACGCGGGAGCCGCCACGCUUCGACAGUUGCUUGCUGACAUGGGGUUUCCCCUGCAGCAGGCGCGUCAGUCGUACCGCUCUAUGGACGUGGAGCUGCGUCACAGUGUACUGAGCUCGCUAGAGUCAUGUGCUCCGCGUCAUCGGUUGCCGGUGCCGUCACAAGCGGCCUUCCUGCUACAGAGGCCUCACGCGCCGCCGCAGUCUGCACAUGAUAUGGUCUACGCCAUACUGGCACUCAUAGAACAUGUGAGUCAAUAAAUUAAAGUUCAGGCCCUGAUCUAUUAUUUUUUUUAAGCACGGCAGAAACUUCGUGUCGCGCCCUUCCUCUACCCUCGUCCCGUAGGUAUUUUAUAAAGUACAUUUUGGUGCCCCCCUGACACUGGCGGCCGGGGCAAGGCACCCCUUCUUGCCCCUGUCUAGAUCCGGGCCUGGUAACGUUUAAGGUGCGAAUCUGUGGGUCACGGCAGAAGAAAGCAGCAAAUGGCGUUGGGAUGUGUCGCAACGGAGGACAGCAUUACUUCGCAGAAUUAA